Molecule: messenger RNA, 1002 nt
Organism: Stylonychia lemnae
Lineage: Eukaryota; Ciliophora; Spirotrichea; Sporadotrichida; Oxytrichidae
Source: the annotation of a GenBank genome assembly
AUGCUAUUCUUCUACUUUAUAGGUUGGGUCAUCUUCUCUCAAUCGAUUCUUAUGAGAAUGUUUACUUGCUGUAAGAAAAAAAGAAGACUAGACACCUACAGUAUUAAGUAAAAAAAUCAUUCUGGAUCGCCUUGGCUUAUACUCUCUGCUCACAGGGGUGGAUCUUUUGAAAGAGUUGAAAAUACUCUAACUGCAUUUAAAAAUGCUAUUGAAAACGGUAUGGAUCUCUUAGAAUGUGAUGUUUAAAUGACUAAAGACGGGGUAGUAGUAGUAGCUCACGACAAUGAUAUCUUAAGAUUAUGUGGAAUAAAGAAGAAUGUCAAUGAAUUUAACUAUGAUGAGCUACCACCUAUGCAGAGAAGAAUACCCUUACACUUCUCGGAGGGUGAAUACGUACUUUUACCAGAGGAAGAUGGCAAGUUCACUACUCUAAGAUAACUUUUUGAAAUUGCAAACUAUAAACUCAUCAGCAUUGAUUUAAAAGAUAAGAAUGAUGAAAUGAAGCAUAAGGUAAAUGAUCUUAUCAAAGAAUUCAAAAGAGAGCAUCUUACUAUAUGGGGAUCUAUGGUUCCAAAAGAACACAAUAAAAUUGGUAGAUUGAAUCCAAAUACCCCAUAAUUCUUUUCAGGAGGUCAAACUAUGAUGGUGUACCUGAUGUAUUACUUGGGAUUACUAUUCUUAUAUCCACUUCCCUCUGAUGCAUUUAUGGUCCCAAUAUUCAAUUCUGAAAAGGAGAAACUAUUUGCUUAAAUGGUCAAGAAAAGAAAAGGUGGCUGUCUGAUGAGAUUAGCUAUUGUAAUUCUAGGAGUGCUCCUAAGAAACUCUAAAAAUCUUUACAGACAUUUGAGAAAAAGAGGUGUGAUAGUAGUCGUGUGGGUUUUAAAUGAAGAGCAAGAGUUUAUUGAGGCUCUUGACUUCUUUCCAGAGAUUGAUGGAAUUAUGACAGAUUGUCCGACAAAGUUAUAUGAAUUUGCCUCGAGAUAAAAUUACAAACUAGAAUGA